Messenger RNA from Eremomyces bilateralis CBS 781.70, 904 nucleotides. RefSeq lists its product as uncharacterized. The transcript has 3 exons. NCBI's taxonomy places the organism in Eukaryota, Fungi, Ascomycota, Dothideomycetes, Eremomycetales, Eremomycetaceae. The record is from RefSeq and is a predicted model, not a curated record. The coding region runs from base 210 to 626 and encodes 138 amino acids.
UCAGGAUUCCGGUAUCCGUAUUGAGCGCACCUGCAUCACGGAAUCUUUUCUCAAGGAAACCAACACUACUAGUAACUACUUAUACAUUGAACUCAACCUCCGCGCUCGAUCUCCCAUCAUUCGUUCCCACAUUGCGCUCCGAGACUUGAGAUAUAACCCAGCGGGCUCCGCAUCCCUCAGAACGCGUGCCGAUUGAAUACGCGGUCACGAUGCCGUCUUCAGCCACCGUCCAACAAAUCAAAGGCGUCACCGCCAACUCCCCUCUUCCGCCCUCCGUUGAGUAUGCAUACUACCAGAAGUGCAUCGCCCUGAAACGCCGAAUCAACGAAAUCGAAGAUAGCAACGACACCGUUCGGUUGAGAAAAGCCCGCGUCUCCCGUGCGAUCCUGAAAAUGCGCCUAGAACGCGCCCUCCUACUCGAGCAGCUCCAGAAACGCAUGGAGCACAACCCCGAUGACUCGGACCGCACCGACAGUCCACCCCCGACGAAUGGUAUCGAUGGCGCUGAUGCCGAUGAGUCUGGACGGAGGGUGGAGAAUGGGGAGAUGAAUGGAGCGAGGGGGGACGUGGAGAUGGACGAUGCGCAAUCGGGGUUCGGAGCGGGGUUUACGGCGGUGAAUCGAUAGCGGAGGGUACACAAUAGCAUUUGAACAUGGCGUUAUGGGGGGUUUGAUAUCAGGAGGGUUGUCUAAGAGGGUAUGGGAAACUGGGAAUGCUUUGCGGGUGGUUCUACAUUAGGCACCAGUAUGAAUACCUCUUUUUUUGGCUGAGUGCCUGUAUAGGCCAUUCGAAUUUCAAUACGACGGGGGAUAGCGUUGAAGGCAGCCAUGAAUGGAAACAAUGAUCAGGACAUGGUAUUAAUACUUGAAGAAUCCAACUUAGUAAUCAUUACUGCCUCGUGCUC